This is a messenger RNA of Besnoitia besnoiti, 960 nucleotides long. RefSeq lists its product as uncharacterized. The transcript has 3 exons. The record is from RefSeq and is a predicted model, not a curated record. NCBI's taxonomy places the organism in Eukaryota, Apicomplexa, Conoidasida, Eucoccidiorida, Sarcocystidae. Bases 1 to 960 code for a protein of 319 amino acids.
AUGGAGACCUCCAGGCUGCCGCCCACGCCGUCGCGUGUUAACCUCUCUCGAGGGGGCGCGCCAGACUCUUCCUCGCUGCCGUCUUCUUCGAGUCUCUCUUCUAUCGCUGCGCAGCCUUCUGCGCCGAGCGCCGCGGGCUCGUCUGCCGCUUCUUCUCUCUCUGCUCUCACGGGGCCCUCCUCUCUCGCCUCCUCUUCGCUGCGUCCGCUGGCUUCUUCUUCGUUCGCCGCUCUCGCCUCCUUGCGGCCAGACGCCUCCUUCUCUGCGUCGUCGCCGCCUGCGGGGCGAUGCGGCUCUUCUUUGCUGCCUUCUGCGCUCGCGUCUUCCCACGCGCCGGCGACAUCGUCCUACGAGCGCAUGAGCCGCGAAAUCUGGGCGCGCAUCCAAGACGUGAAGCUCCUUCUCCCCUACAGAGCCGCGGGCAGCGCGGAGGCGCAGACCGCCGCCGCCGCAGCUGCCGCCCUCGAAGAGAAGCUUGUGAGGCUGGAACAGAGCGUUGCAGAGAUCCAGAGGCAAGUCAGCGCAGACCUCGCGCUCCUGCCUGCGCUGCCGGCGCUGCUCGCCUCGGCGCACGCGCAGCGCCAGAAGGUCCAGCAGCUCUACGCGCGCCUCCUGCCCGCCUUCUCCGUCUCACUGCUGUCCUCUUCGGCGCUCUCUCCGGCGCCUGGCGGCGGCUCGCUCGGCGCGCGCAGAGCGGAGGCUGGGCGCCGCAGCGGCGGCCGGCGUGAAGGCCGCAAGCGCCGCGAGCGCGAGGGCGGGGCGGGGGGGGCUUGCACGGUGGAGAGCGAGCGCACUGCGGCGGAGGAAGGCAAGAAGGAGAGCAGGAAAGCGAGCGCUGCGGAAGAAGAAGCUGAAGAGGACGCCCGCGGCGAGCAGAGUGGAGACAGCGAGCCGCGCGACAGCCGCGAAGACUCCGAACCGCGCGCAGGCGGGGACGCAGAGGACAAACCGCAUGGGUAG